CCCCCCCCCUCUCUCUCUCUCCUUCUUUCUCUCUCCCUCCCUCCCCCCACGUCCUUGCACGUGUCGCCCUGCCUGCCUGCCCGCCCAUCUCACAGCGCCGCUCAGCCAUGAGAACUUGCUACUACACCCUCCUGGAGGUGGAGAUUGACGCGGAUGAAAAGCAACUCCGCCGCGCGUAUCUUCGCCUUGCGGUCAAGUACCAUCCUGACAAGAACCUGGACGAUCCGGAAACCGCGCAGAAGCACUUCCUCCAGGUGAAGAAGGCCUACGACGUGCUGAGCGACCCGAAUGAGCGGGCCUGGUGCGUGCUGGCCGGGCCCCAGGUCGUAUGGGCCCCUGACGCCAACUGACCGCCAUCGUCUCCCGCCCCCCUCCUCCCCCCGGACACCGGCGCAGGUAUGACAAGAACCGCGAAGCCAUCCUCAUGGGCGACGACGACGAGGCCGAGGAGAUCGACCUCGAGCAGUACUUCCAGCCGACGGUCUUCCGUGGGUUCUCGGAUUCCGACGACUUUAGCUUCUACGUCGUUUACGGAGACCUCUUUGAGGAGCUGCGCCUGCAGGAGGAGGACGCCUUCUCCUGGGUGAAGAUGUCCAACCGGAGCGCCAGCUUCACCCUGGACCUGCCGCCCUUCGGGGACAGCGGCGCGGCCGAGGCCGACGUGCGGGCCUUCUACGCGGCGUGGAUGAACUUCUCCACCUACAAGUCCUUCACGCAUCUGGGCAUCGGGGUGGACAGCUUCCAGGACAUGCCGAACCGGUACACCCGGCGGUAUUAUGAGAAGGAGAACCGCCGACUGCGCGACGCCAAGAAGCGCGAAUACAGCACCACGGUCCGGAACCUCGUGGCACAUGUGGCCAAGCGCGACCGGCGUCUGAUUGCCUUCGACCAGGUCCGCCAGGCGGAGGAGGCCCGCCGCCGGGAGGAGUACAACCAGCGCAAGAAGCAGGAGCAGGAGGAGCGUGCGGCCAGCGCGGCCGAGCGCUUUUCCAAGCCGCCCUCCUGGCUGCUGGACCCGGCGUACCGGGAUCACCUGGACCCGGAGGACCUGUCGGAUGGGGAUGACUUUGACGAUGUGCUCUUCUGCCCGGCCUGCAACAAGACCUUCCGCUCGGAGAUGCAGCUGAAGAACCACAACCGGUCGCGCAAGCACCUGCAAAACAUGAAGCAGCUACAGGAGGAGAUGGCCAUGGAGGAUGCCAUGUACUUUGCGUCCAACGACCAGGCCAACAGCGAUGAGGACGUCGAGUAUGUCACCUCGGAUGAGGACGCCAUGUCGGCUGCCUCCUCGGAGGACGAGUUCGAGGAUGAUUCCGAGUCUGAAUCCCAGCCCGAGGGUGUUCCCCAGGGCGAAAGCGCUUCCGAGGAGGAUGAUGAUGAUGAUGAUGAUGAGUCAGAGCCCGGGUCAGAGUCCGAGUUGGAGCCUGGGUCGGCGUCAGAAUCCGAGUCCGAGUCCGAGUCCGAGUCCGAGUCUGAGUCCGAGUCCGAGUCCGAGUCCGAGUCCGAGUCCGAGGAUGAGGAUGAGGAUGGGUCGGAGAACGAGGGCCACCCCAGCCUCAUGGCCGGAUCGAGGGGCAAGCCCGGCCCCAAGUCUGCUGGGCUGUCCAGCCUGUCCGGCAUGCAGGCGGAGCUCCUGUCGCUGGAGGAAUCCCUGGCGUCCGGCCAGAAGCCCCGUGUUUCCAUCCUUGGCGAUGUGCUGGACUCGGACUCCGAUUCGGAUGAUGGUCGGAAUGCGCGGGGCGGCAGGCGCCGCCGCCCCAUCCACACCCGGCCAUGCGCGCCAACAUAG
Messenger RNA from Fonticula alba, 1789 nucleotides. RefSeq lists its product as hypothetical. The record is from RefSeq and is a predicted model, not a curated record. Gene Ontology annotation, molecular function: zinc ion binding; nucleic acid binding. Bases 425 to 1789 code for a protein of 454 amino acids. The transcript has 7 exons. Gene Ontology annotation, cellular component: cytoplasm. Lineage: Eukaryota; Rotosphaerida; Fonticulaceae.